AUGACAAUGCUCAGCACCAAGAAACUCAUCAAAAUGGCUAGGAGAUGGCAGAAGUUUGCAGCCAUGCAGAGGAAGAGGAUUUCAUUUUCAAGAAAUGGAAUUGAUGCAGACAGUUUUUGUAUAUCUUCAUCCUCUAUCGCCGGAAAAGGCCAUUUUGUAGUCUAUACUGCUGAUCAAGUCCGCUUUGUCGUUCCAUUGGCUUACCUCGAAAAUGAGGUCAUUAGACAGCUCUUAAGCAUGUCCGAAGAAGAGUUUGGAUUGCCAAGUAGUGGCCCUAUUACAUUACCCUGUGAUUCAGCCUUCAUGAGCUACAUCAUUUCACUAAUCAAGAAAGUUGUAGCUGCUGGAGAUCUUCACAAAGCAGUGCUCCUUUUGAUUCCUUCAUUAUAUUAUUCAACUUCUUCUUUGCACCAAGAAAGUGGAAGCCGGCAGCUUCUUGUUUAUUGA
Molecule: messenger RNA, 447 nt
Organism: Solanum dulcamara
Lineage: Eukaryota; Viridiplantae; Streptophyta; Magnoliopsida; Solanales; Solanaceae
Product: auxin-responsive protein SAUR68-like
Exons: 1
Coding region: 1-447 (148 amino acids)
Biological process (GO): response to auxin
Source: RefSeq, a predicted model, not a curated record